UGCUCCCUCUCUCAUCCGCUGGUACAAAGUACAGAAGCCGCAGACACACUCUCUCGGCCUUCCUCCCCCAGCGGCGGCGACUACGGGGCGAGCGGCGCCGCCCUUUGCCGGGUCUUCGUAUCGCGCUUCGCCGGACGCGAGCGCCCGACAGAUUGUUGAGCUAAAAUGGGAGUGGCAGGUCACAAUGAUCUAUUAUUAGGUGAAACAACAUGUGGGUCUUUGCUGCAGCAACUUCAGCUGAUCUGGGAUGAGGUUGGUGAAAGCGAUGAAGAUCGUGACAAGAUGUUACUUCAGCUAGAGCAAGAGUGCUUAGAUGUUUAUAGGAGAAAGGUCGAUCAGGCUUCUAGCUCCAGAGCAUGUCUCCUUCAACAGCUCGCCAACUCCAAGUCCGAGCUGACUAGACUCCUUUCUGCAUUAGGAGAGCUAUCUGUUUCUGGCAUUCCUGACAAGACAACUGGUACAAUCAAGGAGCAACUAGCAGCUAUAUCACCAUCUUUGGAACUACUAUGCAAGAAAAGAGAUAGUAGGGUAAAAGAGUUUGCCAACGUACAACUUCAGAUUCAGACACUUCGUGGUGAAAUCACCGGGAAUCUACAAUUUGGUGAACACUUGGAAACACCCCAUGUUAAUGAGGAUGAUCUUUCAGUAAAGAAAUUAAAUGAAUUUCUUUUUGAACUACAAGCUCUACAAAAGGAAAAGAGUAAUAGGCUCAACAAGAUUCUUGAAUCUGUGAGUUCAGUGCAUGAUCUUUGUUCUGUACUCGGCACGGAUUUCGUGGACACAGUUACUGAAGUUCAUCCUAGCCUUGAUGACUCUGUUGGUGUUCAAGCCAAGAGCAUUAGUGAUGAAACUUUAUCUAAGCUGUCUAAAAUGGUGAUUGGACUUCAAGAAGAAAAAUCGAAGAGGUUUACAAAGAUCCAAGCCCUAGCGUCCCAGCUAUCUGAUCUUUGGAACUUAAUGGAUGCCCCUGUGGAGGAACGCCAACCUUUUCAUCACAUCACAGGCAAUAUGUCCUUAACUUUGGAUGAAGUGACAGUUCCAGGAGCUCUGGCUCUUGAUAUAAUUGAGCAGGUUAGAAAGUGGUGUCUUUUCAGUGUUCCUUGGACUUAUGAGAUAGCAUGCUGUUGUUUGCCUGUUAUUGAUUAUUUUUGCACUUUCAAGGCUGAACUUGAAGUUGAAAGGCUUGAUCAGCUAAAAGCUAGUAGGAUGAAGGACAUUGCAUUCAAGAAGCAAACUGAACUUGAAGAUAUAUAUGCCCGGGCUCAUAUUGCAAUAGAUUCUAGUGCUGCCAGAGAUAGAAUAAUGUCUAUUAUUGAAUCUAGUAGUUUUGAGCCUUCGGAACUACUGGCUGAUAUGGAGAACCAGAUACUUAAAGCAAAUGAAGAGGCAUUAAGCAGAAAGGACAUAUUGGAGAGGGUUGAUAGGUGGAUGUUAGCAUGUGAAGAGGAGAGCUGGCUUGAAGACUAUAGCCGGGAUGAUAACAGGUACAGUGCAACUAGGGGUGCUCAUCUGAAUCUGAAGCGCGCGGAAAAGGCUCGUGUUUUGGUCAACAAAAUUCCAGUGAUUGUUGACACGCUGGUUGCAAGGACGCGGGCUUGGGAACAAGAGCACGGCAUGCCAUUCACCUAUGAUGGUGUUCCUCUCCUUGCGAUGCUGGAUGAAUACAAAGUUCUGAGGCAGGAGAAGGAAGAAGAGAAGCGAAGAAUGAGGGACCAGAAAAAGAUCAAUGAUCAGCUAGCCGCGGAACAGGAGAAGCUGUUUGGUUCGAAGCUGAGCCCAGCGCGGCCCCAGUCCUCAAGGAAGGUGGCUGGAGCCCGGGCUAACGGUGGCGGUGGUGCAGUUAAUGGCACGCCGGUCCGGAGGCUCUCGGCCCUCCAGAGCGGGGGCAGGACCGCGAGUCGGGAUGGGCGGAGGGACCCAAGCAGGCCGGUGGCUCCGGUGAACUACGUCGCCAUCGCUAAGGAGGAUGCAGCCUCGCAUGCGUCCAGCAACCACACGGGGCCCUCCACACCCUGACCGUUGUUGGUAGGUACUACUAGGUAGCAACCAUUGUGACGGUGCUAGAGAUAUACCAGUGCAGUAGUAAAGAGAUAUAGCUGGCCGGAUUGGUGGAACAAUGGCGGCGCCGGUGUCCGGUCGCCGGCGCUUCUUCUCAGGCGACGUUGGUGCGGUGUAGAUUGGAAUUGGGUGCAGGAUAUGAUCUCUCAGUGUCGCCCCGUAUGUUUGUACGAAUGCUGGUUGCUCCUCGUCCUAUCUGCCUGGCGGACUCGUUCAUCGUGUAG
Messenger RNA from Panicum hallii, 2282 nucleotides. RefSeq names its product 65-kDa microtubule-associated protein 1-like. The transcript has 9 exons. Gene Ontology annotation, cellular component: cytoplasm; spindle. Gene Ontology annotation, molecular function: microtubule binding. Bases 166 to 2016 code for a protein of 616 amino acids. Gene Ontology annotation, biological process: cytokinesis by cell plate formation; microtubule cytoskeleton organization. Lineage: Eukaryota; Viridiplantae; Streptophyta; Magnoliopsida; Poales; Poaceae. The record is from RefSeq and is a predicted model, not a curated record.